GAAAUUCUGCAGACGCUUAUGACCAGAUAACGAAAUAAAGUAUCUAUAAAACCAUUGGCCCCGAGCCAAAUUGCGCUAUUUGUUUCCUAAAAUCACGCGGUCCCUACAAUGGCCAUAUUACACGUUUUGUGCUUUUUAUUACUCCUGAAUUACGUGAUACCUGAGGGUGAUUUCACACCUGAGGAAAAUUUGAUAGCUGACAAAGUGGUCUCAAGUCUACAUCUUCUACAAUCUGUGAUCGACACCGCUAACACAACUCUUCUCUCCAUGAAAAGUAUCCAGUCUAACCUCAUCAUAUCCACACAAACUGUUAUAGAAAAAAACGAGAAAGAUAUAAGCUUACAAAUAUCUGCUUUGAGGAAAAAUGUCAGCAGCUUGAGAUCUAAGAGAAGUAAAACCAUUUUGGACAGAUGUAUAGAUGAUGAACAGCCUAUAGACAUUUUAGUGGAGGCGAUUUCGGAUGAGAUAAAACAAUGCAUAACAGUGGCUCUUGCAGAAAACGUGAAUAUUAUCAGUAACUGCAUAGUGGAGGCCCAAACCUUCAUGGAUUUACCGACGAAAGUAGCUGCAGAUUUACAGACUUGCGGAGGUUCAAAGCAGUGCCUCUUAGCUUUAUCCAUUGAUGCCGUGAAUGAAAGUAUGGAAAUUCCAUCUAAAGUUUUGGUUCUCACAGCCAGGGUUCAACAGCUUGCGUAUCACGCGUUGUCCAACAUAAAUGGUUGUGCUGUGAAUGGUUUGAUAAAUGUGGUCAAGCAAGGAAUAGCUGUCGUUGAAGAUAUAGUAGCAUGUAUCAAAAUGAACUAUUGAAAUUUACUAUUGCAUUAUCAUUAUCGAUAUUUUUUCGAAUAACUCUUGAAUGUUUUGUAUUGAAGUUUAUAUAACUCU
Coccinella septempunctata (seven-spotted ladybird) is the source of this 885-nucleotide messenger RNA. RefSeq lists its product as uncharacterized. The transcript has 2 exons. The record is from RefSeq and is a predicted model, not a curated record. NCBI's taxonomy places the organism in Eukaryota, Metazoa, Arthropoda, Insecta, Coleoptera, Coccinellidae. Bases 109 to 807 code for a protein of 232 amino acids.